Messenger RNA from Aspergillus clavatus NRRL 1, 669 nucleotides. Its product is annotated as histone H1/H5 family protein. The transcript has 7 exons. The record is from RefSeq and is a predicted model, not a curated record. Gene Ontology annotation, molecular function: structural constituent of chromatin; DNA binding. Bases 1 to 669 code for a protein of 222 amino acids. Lineage: Eukaryota; Fungi; Ascomycota; Eurotiomycetes; Eurotiales; Aspergillaceae. Gene Ontology annotation, biological process: nucleosome assembly. Gene Ontology annotation, cellular component: nucleosome.
AUGCCUCCCAAGAAAGCUUCCACCGCUGGCGCGACCAAGAAGACUGCCUCUGGCCACGCUUCCUAUCGUGAUAUGAUCAAGGAUGCUAUCCUGAAUCUGAAAGAGCGUAAUGGCAGCAGUCGCCAGUCGAUCAAGAAAUAUGUCCUGGCCAACAACAAAAUUGCCGUUGUCACCCAGGCUGCUUUUGACAGCCAGUUCAACAAGGCCAUCAAGGCCGGUGUUGAGAAGGGAGAGUUCACUCAGCCCAAGGGUACUUCCGGUCCCGUGAAGCUUGCCAAGAAGGAACCUGCUGCCAAACCUGCUGCUAAGAAGGCUACUACUGCUUCUACCACCAAGGCUGCUGCCGCUCCUAAGAAGGCCGCUGCUGCUAAGAAGACCGAGAAGACCGAGAAGGCCGAGAAGGCUGAGAAGCCUGCGGCUAAAGCUACCACCAAGAAGGCCGCCGCCACUACGAAGAAGGCUCCUGGCAAACCCAAGGCCAACACUGCCAAGCCUCGCAAGGCCUCUACUGCCGCCCCCGCCGUUGUCGACCAACCCAAGGUCAUCUCCACGACCAAGUCGGGCCGAGUGACCAAGACGACAGCUAAGCCUGCUGAGAAGGCCACCAAGAAGCGGGCGACAAAGGCGACAGCAGCCAAGAAGGCCGAGAAGGCUGAGAAGGCCGAGUAG